AUGCCACGCACAAAAGAAGGCUACCUCUGGACCCCAACCUCCACAACCUCGGGCCUGACAACGAACUCCGUCCAGCAAAGCACCCCAGCCUCGAAGCUAAAACCACACUACGAUGCCAUCGUCAUCGGCGCCGGAUUUGCAGGCCUGAUCGCAGCGCGGGAUCUAUCACAGAGACACAACUUGAACAUUCUACUUCUCGAAGCGCGUGACCGCAUCGGCGGGCGAACUUGGACCGCGAAUGUCCUGGGUGAGGAGGUCGAGAUGGGUGGGACUUGGGUGCAUUGGGAGCAACCUCACCUGUAUACCGAGUUGCAUCGAUACGGGCUUCAUCGUCAUCUGAAGACUUCGGCGGGGACGCUUGCGCCGGAACGGCAGGCGUUCACCCCAUCUUCCGGGAAGGUUGAAGAGUUGUCGGGGUCUGAUGGGGCUGCGCUGGAAAAUGUUGCUCGACGGGUGUUUUCAAUUGAUGGGCUGGAUAGUAGGGCGCUCAUGCCGUAUCCGCAUGACCCCCUUCGGGAGCCUGCGCCCUGGAAGAGAUAUGACCAUCUCACUGUCAAGGAUCGGCUUGAUUCACUGACGGAUAUUCCGCAGCGGGCGAAAGACCUGUUCGAAUCGAAUGUGAAUACGUUCGGCAGUGCGCCCGGAAAAGAGACGGGCUUUGUGGAAGCACUUCGUUGGUAUGCGCUCGGCGGUCAUAGUAUGGCGCUAAUGUUCGAGAAGGCGGGAAUUUAUAAGUUGGGCAACGGGGGUAUGACAUCGUUUGCGAAGGCAAUCUUCGACGAGUAUUCUGGUGAUAGGCUGUUCGAGACAGCUGUCAAGAAGAUCAACCAACGGCGGGGCGGGGUUCAGGUCACAACGACUGCUGGGAGGACAUUUACAGCAAAGACUGUGGUCUCGACUCUUCCGCUGAACUGCCUCGGGGACAUCGAAUUCACCCCGCCCCUCUCGCCUCUCCGCCAAGCAGCUGUGGCAGACGGGCACAUCAACAAAGGGGCAAAGAUCCAUUUCAAACUCUCUGAAACACUUCCGGGGUGGUUCUGGACAUCCAACAAUUCGAAGUCCAGUUUCGUCUUUGCUUUCUCAGAUCACAAUGGCACGCAGCAAUCGGGUCCAUCCGGGACAUGGUGUAUCGGGUUCGGAUACAACGGGAAGCUCACUGAAAAGAAGGACUCCGAGCACAUCAUCAGCGAAAUGAAAAAGAACAUCAAUCCGGAUGUCAAUGUGGAAGCGUAUGCGACGCACGACUGGAUGAAUGACCCCUAUGCAAAGGGUGUCUGGGCAUGCUGGGGUCCGAGUAGUGCGAGCCGGUAUCUGCAGGAAUUGCAACAAAGCCAUGGGAGGAUUGUCUUUGCCAGUGCAGAUUGGGCGGAUGGAUGGAGGGGCUUCGUUGAUGGAGCCAUUGAGCAGGGCCAGGCUGCUGUUGGCAAGGCGCUGGAGAUACUGAAGGAUGGGAAAACCUCGGCGAAGCUGUAG
Aspergillus mulundensis is the source of this 1473-nucleotide messenger RNA. Its product is annotated as flavin monoamine oxidase family protein. NCBI's taxonomy places the organism in Eukaryota, Fungi, Ascomycota, Eurotiomycetes, Eurotiales, Aspergillaceae. The transcript has 2 exons. The record is from RefSeq and is a predicted model, not a curated record. Bases 1 to 1473 code for a protein of 490 amino acids. Gene Ontology annotation, molecular function: oxidoreductase activity.